This is a messenger RNA of Caenorhabditis elegans, 1177 nucleotides long. RefSeq names its product Phospholipid scramblase (gene scrm-7). The record is from RefSeq and is marked reviewed. Bases 31 to 330 code for a protein of 99 amino acids. NCBI's taxonomy places the organism in Eukaryota, Metazoa, Nematoda, Chromadorea, Rhabditida, Rhabditidae. Gene Ontology annotation, molecular function: phospholipid scramblase activity. Gene Ontology annotation, biological process: plasma membrane phospholipid scrambling. The transcript is spliced from 5 exons.
UCAUUCGUGACGAAGAAGGUGCAUUUACUCAUGACAAUGGAAACAAAACAGGAUGACGUGGAAGCCGAUGGUUCUGAAGUUCGAGCACAAGCUGGAAGAGGUGGACACAUGCCACAAGUUCGAUCGACACCAAUCGUUCUUCCAAAUCAAGUGGCUUCUAUGCCAGUUAGAAUGACAGUGAGUUACACAGAGAAACAUCAUAUGUCUUUGCCUUGGGACUUAUUUGGUAGGCAAGUGUCUCAUGUGUUUGUGCAUGCCUGUCGUUUGUCUAUCGGCGACACCGACUGUGAGUGUGUAAAGUGUGGCAGGGUUCAAUUACCGAUUUUUUAACAAAUUAAUUAAAUGAGAAAAUAAAAAAAAAUCGGUUUCAACAACCUUCCGGCUCACAAUGUUCUGGAUAUGAUUUCUCGGACCAACUCUAUGAUGGUUGUUCAAGCACUAGAACCUCUGGAAAUUGCAACAGGAAUCGAGACGCCAAAUCAAUAUGUUGUUCAUGAUAUGUACUGUCGUCCGAUUAUGAAUUGUAUGGAAAGAUCCAAUGGAUUUGCUCGUCAAAUGCAAGGAUCUCAUCGAAGCUUUGCAAUGAUGUGUACAGAUUUAUUUGGUGCACAUGUUAUGCAAUGUCACAGAGAUCAGCCUUGGGGAUCAUUCACGGAUCACUUGACUACACAGUUUCUGGGACAGAAUAUUGGAAUUAUGUCGAGAACUCAUGGGGAUGUCAAUUUCCAUCUUCUCGGCGCGGGAAGCAAUCAAUCUCUUCUGAUCCGUUCUCCGUUGUUUGCUGCAAGUGGUGGAACCAGAAGCUUCCCAGUUAUGACCUACAAUGGAAUGAGAGUUGGUGAAAUUGUUCGCCUUUAUCCUGGAUAUAUGCAAGAAAUGUACUCUGAUGCAGAUACUUAUAUUGUGCAUUUCCCAAUGGAUCUUCCACCAAUCUUGAAGCUUUUGCUCAUCUCGUCUGUAUUCCUUAUCGAUUUCACAUUCUUUGAAAAUAAUGGACAACAAAAUAACAUGUAUCGUGGAUAUGGAGGAUCACAUUAUGUUAGACAACGUUCUUACCAUAGUGGAUUCUCUUCUGGAUAUUUCCCUGGAUUCUAUUGAUUUUUUGGGUAUUAGUGUGAUGUCAAAUGGAUUCUUUCAAAUUCUGCAUUUUAUUUAUUAAAAAAGCCUUCGUUUCAAA